Molecule: messenger RNA, 1334 nt
Organism: Anopheles stephensi (Asian malaria mosquito)
Lineage: Eukaryota; Metazoa; Arthropoda; Insecta; Diptera; Culicidae
Gene: pn
Product: exopolyphosphatase PRUNE1
Exons: 4
Coding region: 141-1292 (383 amino acids)
Cellular component (GO): cytoplasm
Molecular function (GO): exopolyphosphatase activity
Source: RefSeq, a predicted model, not a curated record
AAGUGCUGUCAACCUUUGCGGGCCGGCUGCGGCAAUGUUUAUUAUUUGUUUUGCAUUCUUUUACUAUCACUUUGCGCACUAGUCGACACUUUUGAUUGUAAAAACGCUUGUAAGGGUAAUCUAGAAACAUUUCCUACACAAUGAACACCUACUUACAACGAUGCCGACGUGUUAUGAAAGAUGCCGUAAGCAAAAUCGCGAUCAUUGGCAACGAAAGCUGCGAUUUGGAUUCUGCAGUAAGUGCGAUUGCUUUGGCAUUCCAUCUACAGCACAAUCCCGCCUUAUUAAGCUCAUGGUACAAAAAGGACAGUACCGUAGUGUUCCCGGUACUGAACGUUCCUCGUGCCGAGUUGCCGUUAAAAACCGAAGUAACGUACUACAUCAAGCGGCAUGGAAUAAUGCUGGAUGAUUUGAUUUGCCGUGAUGAGAUCGAUUGGAACGCGGAGCAAGCGUUAAACGUAGUUCUCGUGGAUCAUCACGUCUCGAAACUGCAGCAGAACGUUCUCGGUAUCGUCGAUCAUCGGCCCAUCGAAUCGAAUGCACGGUUCGAUACAAACGCUUUCAAAACGAUCGAGCUCGUCGGAUCUUGCGCCACCCUGGUGGGGCGUGAAAUUUUAAACCUAGAAGCGACUGCAUUACAAGAACUGUCGGAAGGAUAUGGCGUUGCGUUGGAACUGCUGUAUGGGGCCAUCGUGUUGGAUACGGUAAACUUUUCCAAGCAGGCCGACAAAGCCAAACCGCUCGAUUAUGAAAUAGCGGCCGCAAUAGAAGCGAACCGUAGCGUUUUGGAAGAAAAUCGCGCCGCCCACCGGGAGCAACUAUUCCAGCGCCUUGUCGAGGCUCGGUGCGAUGUGUCCGAACUGAACGCCCAUCAGUUGUUGUUGAAAGAUUUAAAAAUCCUAUCGCAAAACGAUCGUAUCGUCGCGGUACCAGGGUUUCCGAUGGCGGUACAAGAAUAUCUCAAACUUCCGGACCACAGCGAACAUCUGCAGCGGUUUGCGGCAGACACCGGGAGUAAUGUGGUGAUACUGCUCGGACUAAAGGUGCUGCCGGAUGGGUGUGUGCGUCGCGAUGUCGGUAUUGUUCCAAUCGAUGAUGAACCAUUGGCGGAGAAGAUUGUUACAGCACUUAAAGCGUCGGGCCAGGACACGAACUUUGAGCUGGAAGAAUUACCGAGCGCGGAUGUAAAAGGAACAUUUUUCCAGCAACACAAUUUGAAAGCAUCGCGCAAACAGUUGAUGCCGAUCGUGAAAAGUGUGCUUAGCACGUUGCAGUGUGACACACUGGUGUGAUAUUAAAUUAUUGGCUUAAUUAUAAAUGCACUAGUUAGGGAG